AUGUUUCAGAUCCAAGUCGAAUUAAGUCCGUCUUCGUCUCCUCAAGGCUCAUCUCAACAACUUUCUAACGAACCACCCGCUGAAAUCGAGUGGAGCCCAGCACGGCAAACGAUGGACACAGUCGUACCAAAGCCAGCCAUACAUUCAAAUCCAUCUGUCAUGCAGGAAAUCGAUCUGCUGAAAACCAGAAAAGUUUCUGCCGGCUCCGACUCAGCUCUGUUGACAAAGAAGCCAUAUGUUAAGUCUGCAUCGUUAGACGAGACAUAUGAGAGCUCGCCGUCGCCUCGACGAAAUUCGUCCAACGAACGUGCCCGUCAGAAUUUGCUGGCACAACGACGUCAGAGUCAGAUUCAGAUGGUGCAGGAGAUGUCCGGUCGGCAAACGACAACGACGCUGAUUCCGCUCACAUGUGCUCAAAUCCAUCUCAUCCGCUCACUAUGGCGGCAGAUUUACACAAGCAAAGGACCGACGGUCAUUGGCAGCAGCAUAUAUCAUCGACUUUGUUUUAAAUGUCCACAGGUGGGUUUUUGGGGAAACAGUCAGCUUACAGUUGGAGUUUCCGCAGAAAAAAAAACUGUAGGUAAGAUGAUAACAUUCAAUGGCACAUUCCGCAACCAUCCAAGGCAGAAGCUCUCUUUUCAAUCGGAAAAUUCAUGUUCUGGUUCCUUUUCGUGA
This is a messenger RNA of Cooperia oncophora, 675 nucleotides long. The record is from the annotation of a GenBank genome assembly. NCBI's taxonomy places the organism in Eukaryota, Metazoa, Nematoda, Chromadorea, Rhabditida, Trichostrongylidae.